Messenger RNA from Paramisgurnus dabryanus, 2582 nucleotides. It is a transcript of the gene sgms1b, whose product is annotated as sphingomyelin synthase 1b. Gene Ontology annotation, biological process: ceramide biosynthetic process; sphingomyelin biosynthetic process. Gene Ontology annotation, molecular function: ceramide cholinephosphotransferase activity; protein binding; sphingomyelin synthase activity. The record is from RefSeq and is a predicted model, not a curated record. Gene Ontology annotation, cellular component: plasma membrane; endoplasmic reticulum membrane; Golgi membrane. Lineage: Eukaryota; Metazoa; Chordata; Actinopteri; Cypriniformes; Cobitidae.
GAGCUUUAGGAUUCCUUCAUUUGGCUCAUGAAUGAGCUCCUGAUCUCAUCUGGGUCUUUCCGUCCAUAUAUAAGGAUUAAAGCUCAUCUAGCUCUCAUGUUUCUCGCUGCUAAACUCUGAGGAGAAUGAAACCUGUAAGUACAGUCACAGUUGUUUGGAGAAACUCACAAGACGUUUGUGCAACUUUGGAACAAGCAGACGCAUAUGAUGAAGAUGUGCAUCGUAUUGAAGUCGUGAGCCAGCCACUCGUAUGAAGAAGAUGAGCGGAGGUGAAGCGUGCGUUUCAUAGCAGAAAGCAUCUGAUUGAUCUUCUGCAAUGAAUAAAGUUAGGCUGUGGUCAAAGGAGAUGGUCUCUGUCUGGUUGACAGAUCAGGGCUUGCAGGAGUACUCAGAAGCUUUACAGAACUAUGAUGGAGCAGCUCUGUUAAAUCUCACCGCGGAUGAUUUCCAGCGACCGCCGCUCUUCAGGUUCACGUCUGACAGCGGCAGACAGAUACUGGAAAAGAUCGAGACCCUUAAGAUUGAGCAUCACAUCGAUGUGCACAAGAACGGGCACGCCAACGGGCACGUGGGGAACGUCGGCGAGGUUCUUAGGAACGGCACAGUAAACGGCUUCCAUAAAGAGCUGGUGCAGAUCUCCAUACCUUCGGCUUCUCCGCAGUUCCCUGCCGAGUGGGGGAAGACGGCCGUGGCCUUCGUUUAUGCCUUGUGCUGCUUUGUAUUGACCACCGUUAUUAUUUCUGUGGUCCAUGAACGUGUGCCUCCUAAGGAGGAAACUCCUCCAUUACCUGAUAAGUUUUUUGAUGUGUUUGAUCGAGUGGAGUGGGCUUUCACGGUCUGUGAGAUUAAUGGGAUGAUUCUGAUGCUCUUGUGGGUCAUACAGUGGAGUUUCUUAAAACACAGAUCGAUCAUUGGCCGGCGUUUCUUUUUCAUUGUGGGAACACUUUACCUGUACAGGUGCAUCACCAUGUAUGUCACAACACUGCCAGUGCCCGGCCUGCACUUCAGGUGCUCUCCUAAGCUUUAUGGUGACUGGGAGUCCAAGAUGAGACGGGUGAUAAAGAUGAUCGCCGGAGGAGGUUUGACCAUCACUGGAUCUCAUAACAUGUGUGGGGAUUACCUGUACAGCGGUCACACGGUCAUGUUAACCCUGACCUAUCUGUUCACGAGAGAAUAUUCUCCCAGAAGGUUUUGGUGGUACCACUGGAGCUGUUGGCUUCUCUGUGCAGUGGGAGUGUUUUUUAUUCUGCUUGCUCAUGACCACUACACCAUUGAUGUGGUCGUGGCCUACUUCAUCACCACACGUCUCUUCUGGUGGUACCACACCAUGGCCAACCAACAGGCGCUCAAGGAGACGUCCCAGAACAACUUUUUCACUCGAGUGUGGUGGUACAGAUUUUUCCAGUACCUGGAGGAGAACGUUCCAGGCGUCGUUCCUCGUAGCUACCAGAAGCCCUUCUUCUGGCGCUCGCUGCAUUGGGGUCAUGUAAAGUACAUGCGAAUAGAAUCGGACUGAUGAUCUUCAAAACAUAUGCCUGAAGUGCCAGAACAUACAAAACAGAAAAUUGCCUGAAAGCGUAGUGAAUCUCUCUACUGAUGUGAUGAGCUGAAUCUGAUCCAAAGCUUUUUGCUCCUCUGUUACUCCCUCAUGAAAGUGAUCUUCGGACCUGUAACUUAACGUUUAUGGGGUUUAGAACAAUGACGGUUUACAAAAUAUCAGGUAAUGUUCUUCUCUCUAGUCAUGUUGUUGGCCUAUAGUGAAUCAGAAUCACACCAACACAUGUCCGUUUAUAACAGAACCACAAGCUAAAUAAUGCCAAGUUAUUAAGUUUUCCGAAUAACUUAACUAUAUGUUUAACCUACUUACAUCUGCCCCCGUUUACAGGCACAAGGGUGUAUUUUUCAGAUAUUUUGUUAUCCCACAUACAGUAAGAGCAUUUUGUUGUUGUUAAAUGAAGCGUGUAGUGUUUGUAAGAUUUGGUUUUGUAUAACCUCACAUUUUUGUAGACGAUAUUUGUAUCUAUCCCAAAUUUGUAUCUUUCAAACUAACGCUUCAUUCAUUUGGCUUUUUACUGAGAUGUACAGAAGAUGUAUUUUGUUUGGAUAAUCUGAUGUUUCUCAAGUGCCUUAAUGGUUCAAUUUGAACAGUGUAAAGAUGUAUUUAUGGUCUUUUAAAGACAACGUAAGUGUUUUUGACUGGACGCUUUAUAUUUAGGGUCGUUGUGUGUAGUAAACUACAUAUGCUUGAAUCUAAAGUCUAUCUUCAUCACUGAAUGUAAGAAUUCAGUUCUGUGUGUCCAUAAGCAAAGCUCAUUCAGAUGUCCUUAACCAUUUCUGCCAUGUUGUUGUUGUUGUUGUUGUUGUUUGAAUGUAUUUAUUUUUGGUUUUGUUGUGUUGUAUUUUGUGUUUCCCUCUGGGAUGUCUAAAUAUGGGUUGACUCUAAAUUUUUGUGUUUACUUUGAACUUUCUAUGAUCGAGAACAGAAUCUGAUUUUCUGAUCCGUCUCAUUGACUACUCAAUACAAGAAGCUGCUAACUGUGAUGUAGAUCAUCCACACACAAACAAAUAAAUCAUAAAUAUGA